AUGGCUCACAUACAGGACUAUGGUCCAGCUGCCCCUCAUGGGCCCGACAUGAGCGGUACCCACGACCCUAUACAUACCAUGGACGAAAACGAGAGGCAGAUCUUCGACUACCUCAUCAAGCCCGACGACAGCUUCACUCCUGAGGGCGUCUACUGGGCUGACCUGCCUCUGAUGAAGCGUAUCGCCUUUGUCACCGCCUAUGAUGGCAAGGAGGCUGCCCGGGAGUUAAGAAAUAUCUGGGCAAUGUUCAAGAGGGAUCCUUUGGAACCUUUCCGUUAUUAUAUCAGGAACAUGGUCAUUCCCGGCGCUGGUCUCGGUCUCGAAGGUUACGUCCUCUUCUCUAUCGGCAACAUCAAACCUUUAUUCCAGUCAGUUUUCAAAAAUUGCUGGAGCGCAGCCAAAACCUGUAACGCCGUCUGGAUCGACGCCGUUGACUACAUGGAAAUCGUUGGUAUAAUCAUUGGACAGAUCCUCGUUGGUGUUCUCGGUGACUGGCUCGGUCGCAGAUGGGGUCUGAUUCAAGAUGCAACCAUCAUGUUCAUUGGUCUCGUCAUGCUGGUCUGUGCCUGGGGUACUACUCUCAAUGGCUGGGUCAUCUGUUACACGUGGUCUCUCUUCUUCUAUGGUAUCGGUGUUGGUGGAGAAUAUCCGAUGACAGCUACAUCCGGCAUGGAGAACGCCGUUGGCUCUGGCAAGAUCUCAACCAAGGAAGAUCGUCUUCACCGAGGCCGCAAAGUCACCAGCGCUUUCUUGAUGCAAGGAUGGGGUCAAUUCGCCAACCAAGCCAUCCUCAUUAUUCUGCUUCUGUGCUUCCACCACGGAAGCGGCAACCCACCGUACUCCGAAGUCGCCGCACAAUGGACCUACCGUAUUUCCUUUGCUAUCCCAGCUGUCGGUACACUGUGGCUUGUUUACUUCCGUACUUUCAAGAUGAGAUCAGCCAGCAAGCAACUGGCCGCAGCGAAGAAGAAGUCAAAGGUUACCGGCUACGAUACUCAGUCCCUCAAGCUUACUUUCACCUACUUCGGCCCUCGCCUUAUCGCGACCGCUGGCGGCUGGUACUGCAACGACAUCUUCUUCUACGGCAACAAGCUGUUCCAGGCCGAGUUUAUCAGCGUCCUUACCCACGGUGGCAAAUCUGUUAUGCCCGGAUGGUUGUACAACCUGAUCAACGUUGGUGUUUCCCUUGUCGGAUACUACUUGGCCUCCUUCCUCAUUGACAACAAACUCUACGGCCGCAAAAAGAUGCAAAUGCUCGGCUUCCUCAUGGACUUCAUCCUCUUCGUCGUCCCUGGCUUCCACUAUAAAUACUACACAUCUCACGCACACAUCAAAGCCUUCCAAGCCAUGUACUUUCUCUCCUCGUUUUUCAAUCAAUUCGGCCCUAACGCUGUUACCUUCCUCGUUGCCGCCGAAGUCUACCCGACCCCCAUCCGGGCCACCGCUCACGGUUUCUCCGCCGCGUGUGGCAAACUCGGCGCCUUGACUGCCGCCGUCUUGUACAACUACAUCUCCACACAGGAGAAGUUUCACGUCGUGCCUUGGUUCGGUCUCGCUGGUAUGCUGUUGACUCUACUCUUCCUCCCAGACACCACUGGUCUCGAUCUCAAGGAACAAGAACGCCGCUGGCAAUACAUCCGAGCAGGCCGUGAAUCCGACUACCACGGUGUUGCCGUGCACCCCAAGCAUUUGUCAUUGUACGAGCGCCUGCGUGGCGUGGGCAAACACUACAAUGCCGAGCUCGACUACCAGCAAAAGAUUGAGGAAAUGCGCUCCGACUGGGAAGCCACCCAAGCGAGACAAGCUCAUGAGAAGGGUGGACAGUUUGAUGAUGAUGAUCAAGAAGAUAGUGUCUGGUCGUCAGAUGUAUCUACAUACUUCGAGAAGACAUCGAGGAGUCCGAAUAUCGUGGCGAAGGAGAAAUACGCCAACGGGGAAACGACGCAGUAA
Messenger RNA from Letharia columbiana, 1950 nucleotides. RefSeq lists its product as uncharacterized. The coding region runs from base 1 to 1950 and encodes 649 amino acids. NCBI's taxonomy places the organism in Eukaryota, Fungi, Ascomycota, Lecanoromycetes, Lecanorales, Parmeliaceae. The record is from RefSeq and is a predicted model, not a curated record. Gene Ontology annotation, biological process: transmembrane transport. Gene Ontology annotation, molecular function: transmembrane transporter activity. Gene Ontology annotation, cellular component: membrane. The transcript is spliced from 4 exons.